CCUCCCCACAUUUCGUCUGUGUCACUCUCUCACCUCUCGUCUCCUAUAUAGAGAAGUCAGCCAAUGCAUAAGCUCAGCUGGCAUUCACUCUUACUUUUCCCCCUGCCUCAGUUUCUCACUCCUCUCUGCUCCUCUGCUGACUGAUACUUCUGCUACUACUGCUUCUUCUUCCCUUCCUUCAUCCUUUUCCACCUUUCUUUCGCCCGCUCCUCGUCUUCCACAUCUUCGGUCCACCAUGGUGAACAGAUAACCACCUGACUGUCCUGAGACCAUGGGUGCCUGCCUCUGCAAAGGUCACAAAGUGUUUGAUUGAUUCCCCACAGAGAUCCACCUCCCUGUAUCAACGCUGCAGCAGACUGAUGAGGGUCAGCCAUCAUCUGUCAAAGUACGAUGACCAGAAUCCGUCCUACGGCAGCAUCGCAGAAAAAAACAGCCGCUACGAUAUCGGAGAGCUGGCCACAUCCUCUUUGAUUGGUCUGGUUGCCACAAUAAAGGAACACAUCACCAAGCCGACAGCAAUGGCCCAAGGGCGAGUAGCUCACCUGAUUGAGUGGAAGGGCUGGGGUGGAUGCGGUGAGGACGGGAGAGGCAGGGGAGGUUGGAGCGGGGCCUGGGGUAAAGGAGGAGGAGGCUGGGGGGGGAUGGGGGCCGAGCUACAGGAAGAUGAACAAUACUACUCCCAAAUGACGGACGAGAUCAAGGAAGCUCGCUUUGCUGCAGGUGUAGCAGAGCAGUUUGCCCUGGCUGAGGCAGCCAUGAAUAUGUGGUCCAUGAACGAUAACUUAGAGCAGCCAUCCACCAGCUUACAAGCAGCACAGAGCCACUUCCUGUCUCAGUUCCUGCUCGAUGGUGGAAGUGUUGGUGUUCCCCAGCACCUGUACAGCAUUCAUGCCCAGACUCAUGGCAACAACAGUGCAGUCAACCUGGUCCAGCCACCGCCAGUCAACUCCAAUUUCCCAACGCCUAAUACCCAGCAGGACAGAGCUCAGCCCUUUGAGGACAGAAACAAUAUGACUGCAGAAGCAGCUGUUCGACAUGUAGACAGCAGCUCGCUAUCUGAGGAUGAUGUUUUUUACAACUAGGCUUGGAAAAAAGACAAGCCAUCAAUCUUGAUGGCAAUCUCGAAAACGAGCCUUACUUAGAGGACUUGAGUCUCAGCCACCAGCAAUGACAGAUAUAAAAACAUAAAAGGGAGACAGCUGUGAGAUCUCUCAAGAGGCAGCCACUCGAAUGGCUUUUUCUGGAAAGGUUUAAGAGCCUGGUCCCUAAACACAAAGACCCUAAAUAUUUUCUCUUUGGUUGAGACUUCUACAUCUGUGAAUGUACAUAGCUCAACUGUUACAAUUUAAUUUUGUAUUCAAUGUACAAUAAACACUUUCAUAAUACAUGUAGAAGCGAACUGUGAACAGUCAAAUGGUACUGGUGUAAAUAUCUUGUUAUAAAAUAUCAGUUUGAAUAUAUGUGCAUUAUAGUUGUG
Acanthochromis polyacanthus (spiny chromis) is the source of this 1477-nucleotide messenger RNA. RefSeq names its product family with sequence similarity 131 member C (gene fam131c). The coding region runs from base 360 to 1082 and encodes 240 amino acids. NCBI's taxonomy places the organism in Eukaryota, Metazoa, Chordata, Actinopteri, Pomacentridae. The record is from RefSeq and is a predicted model, not a curated record. The transcript has 6 exons.